AUGUCAUUAUCAGUGGAAACAGUUGCAACUAAGCCUUACGGUGAUCAGAAACCGGGCACUUCAGGUCUCCGUAAGAAGACUAAAGUAUUUAUGGAAAAACCACAUUAUACCGAGAAUUUUAUUCAAUCUAUUUUGGAUGCCAUUCCAGAGGGUUCUAAGGAUGCCACUCUAGUGGUUGGUGGUGAUGGUCGUUACUAUAAUGAUAAAAUCUUGCAGAUCAUUGCUUCUAUCUCUGCUGCCAAUGGUGUGGGUAAACUGGUUAUUGGUCAGCAUGGUCUAUUAUCCACCCCAGCUGCAUCUCAUAUCAUUAGAACCUAUCAGGAUAAGAGCGGUAAGAAAGUUACCGGUGGUAUUAUCUUGACCGCUUCUCACAACCCUGGUGGACCAGAUAAUGAUAUCGGUAUCAAAUACAACUUGUCUAAUGGUGGUCCGGCUCCAGAAAGCGUCACUAACGCCAUUUGGGAGAUUUCCAAAAAGUUGACCUCUUAUAAGAUUAUCAAGAAUUUACCACAACUUGACUUGUCAACGAAGGGUGAGAAAAAACUUGGAAAUUUGGAAAUCGACGUUGUGGAUGUCACGCAAGCAUACGUGGAGUUCUUGAAAGAAAUUUUUGAUUUUGACUUGAUCAAGAAAUUUGUUGAUACUCAAAGAAGCACAAAGCACUGGAAGCUGUUAUUUGACGGUCUAAAUGGUGUGACUGGUCCAUAUGGUAAAGCUAUUUUUGUUGAUGAACUGGGCUUGCCUGAGAACGAAGUUCUUCAAAACUGUCAUCCAAAGCCAGAUUUUGGCGGUAUUCAUCCUGAUCCAAACUUGACAUAUGCUCGUACUUUAGUGGAGAGAGUCGACAAAGAAAAAAUUGAGUUUGGAGCAGCUUCGGAUGGUGAUGGUGAUAGAAAUAUGAUUUACGGUUAUGGUCCAGCAUUCGUGUCGCCAGGUGACUCUGUCGCCAUUAUCGCAGAAUAUGCUAAAGAGAUCCCAUAUUUUGCUAAGCAAGGUAUUUACGGUCUAGCGCGUUCCUUCCCAACUUCUAGUGCAAUUGACCGUGUUGCCGCUGAGCAAGGUCUAAACUGUUAUGAAGUUCCUACCGGCUGGAAAUUUUUCUGUGCUCUAUUCGAUGCCAAGAAACUAUCGAUUUGCGGUGAAGAAUCCUUCGGUACAGGUUCCAAUCAUGUUAGAGAAAAGGAUGGUGUUUGGGCCAUUAUCGCUUGGUUGAAUAUCCUGGCCAUUUACAACAAACAUCAUCCUCAAAAGGAAGCUUCUAUCAAGACAAUUCAAGAUGAAUUCUGGCUAAAAUACGGCCGUACUUUCUUUACACGUUAUGAUUUCGAGCACGUAACUACUGAAAAGGCUAACGAGAUUGUCAAGCAUCUUGACUCUUUUGUCAACUCUCCUAACGUUGUCGGCUCAAAAUUCCCAUCUGACAACUCAGUUACCGUGGCCGAAGCUGGUGACUUCCAGUACACCGAUCUGGAUGGUUCUGUCUCUUCAAAUCAAGGGUUGUACGUUAAGCUUUCGAGUGGUGCAAGAUUUGUUUUGAGACUAUCUGGUACCGGUUCUUCGGGUGCCACCAUUAGACUGUACAUCGAAAAAUACUCUGAUGAUAAGACGAAAUACGGUCUAACUGCCGAAGAGUACCUAAGACCCAUUAUUGAUUCAGUUAUCGAUUUCCUAAAGUUCAAGGAGGUUCUAGGAACCACUGAACCAACUGUCAAGACUUAA
Torulaspora delbrueckii is the source of this 1719-nucleotide messenger RNA. RefSeq lists its product as uncharacterized. The transcript has a single exon. Gene Ontology annotation, molecular function: phosphoglucomutase activity; magnesium ion binding. Lineage: Eukaryota; Fungi; Ascomycota; Saccharomycetes; Saccharomycetales; Saccharomycetaceae. Gene Ontology annotation, cellular component: cytosol. Bases 1 to 1719 code for a protein of 572 amino acids. The record is from RefSeq and is a predicted model, not a curated record. Gene Ontology annotation, biological process: carbohydrate metabolic process.